This is a messenger RNA of Vicugna pacos (alpaca), 2363 nucleotides long. It is a transcript of the gene SLC35C1, whose product is annotated as solute carrier family 35 member C1. The record is from RefSeq and is a predicted model, not a curated record. NCBI's taxonomy places the organism in Eukaryota, Metazoa, Chordata, Mammalia, Artiodactyla, Camelidae.
GAUAACUCGGGGACAAGGUUAGGCCAGUCCCUGGGGCGCCCCGCCGUCGCCCCGGGCCCACGUGGGAAGCAAGUCCGCGACGUCGGCGCGGCGCCCGCGCCGGGAGAUGGGAGCAGGAAGUCGUUUCCCACGGGCUCGGCCCUGGGCGCGGCGCUGCAGGUGCGGCGCAGUGUGGCGCGGGGCGGGCAGCCGGUGCCGAGGUGGAGGGCCUCUCUGAAGCGGUCAAGGAUCCUGCACAUGGCGCUGAUGGGGACUUCUGACCCCUCCAGAGAGACAGAGGCCAGCCAGGAGAAGCCCUUUGUGCUGCGGGCGUUGCAGAUCGCACUGGUAGUCUCUCUCUACUGGGUCACGUCCAUCUCCAUGGUGUUCCUUAACAAGUACCUGCUGGACAGCCCCUCCCUACGGCUGGACACCCCCAUCUUUGUCACCUUCUACCAAUGCCUGGUGACUGCACUGCUGUGCAAGGGCCUCAGCACACUGGCCGCCUGUUGCCCUGGUGCCGUGGACUUCCCCACCCUGCGCCUGGACCUCAGGGUGGCCCGCAGUGUCCUGCCCUUGUCGGUGGUCUUCAUCGGCAUGAUCACCUUCAAUAACCUCUGCCUCAAGUAUGUGGGCGUGGCCUUCUACAAUGUGGGCCGCUCACUCACCACCGUCUUCAAUGUGCUGCUCUCCUACCUGCUGCUCAAACAGACCACCUCCUUCUAUGCCUUGCUCACCUGCAGCAUCAUCAUUGGUGGCUUCUGGCUUGGUGUGGACCAGGAGGGCGCAGAGGGUACCCUGUCUUGGAUGGGCACCAUCUUUGGGGUGCUCGCCAGCCUCUGCGUCUCACUCAAUGCCAUCUACACCAAGAAGGUGCUCCCGGCGGUGGACGACAGCAUCUGGCGCCUGACCUUCUACAACAACGUCAACGCCUGCGUCCUCUUCCUGCCCCUGCUCCUGCUGCUGGGCGAGCUGCGGGCCCUCUGCGACUUCCCCCAGCUGGGCAGCGCCCACUUCUGGGUCGUGAUGACGCUGGGGGGCCUGUUUGGCUUUGCCAUCGGCUACGUGACAGGACUGCAGAUCAAGUUCACCAGUCCCCUGACCCACAACGUGUCUGGCACGGCCAAAGCCUGUGCCCAGACGGUGCUGGCCGUCCUCUACUACGAGGAGACCAAGAGCUUCCUCUGGUGGAUGAGCAACAUGAUGGUGCUGGGGGGCUCCUCCGCCUAUACCUGGGUCAGGGGCCGGGAGAUGAAGAAGGUUCAGGAGGAGCCCAGCCCCAAGGAGGACGAGAAGAGUAACGUGGAGGUGUGAGCUUCUCCGGAUUCCCCGGGGUGGCCUGGCCUGCCCGGGGAGAAGGCCCAUGAACGCAAUGCUGCUGUCUCUCUGACCCAGAGAGGGUGGCCUUACAGACCUGAUGGGAAUCCCGUGGUUGAAGGGGAACCAGUGUUUCCAAGUGAUGUCAGAAAGUUGCCAAACCUGUCUCGACCCCCUUUCCUAUUUCUGGGAUUUUGUCCUCCCCUAGGGAGGAGGGACCCCCACAAGAAGAGCCAGUUCGGCUCUCCGGAAGAGCACCAGCUCCCCGGGAGGAGGGGAGGGGCAGCAGCCCUUCCUGCCCCUCUUCCAGGGCCUUCUACCUCCACAUGACCUUUGGGGUUGGGGAAAGGCCACAACCUUUAAGGGACAGUAUUGGUGAAGCCAUUAAGUCUUCACCUAGACUCAGGGGAGAUAGGGUUGUGACCCCACCACAGGCCAACUGUGGGGAUUCGGGAAACCUCACAUCUCUGCAUCCCAGGCAAGCCACAGAGCUUUGGCUCCACAAACCAGCCUUCCCUUGGAGGAAAGUGUGGGCUGGGCUGAGGAGGAAAUAGACAAAUGUUCCCUCUUUGCACUGAGACCAGCAGGCCCCAUGGAAAGGGGCGAAGGAUGAGCUGCACCCGAGCCUGGCCCCGGCACCCGCAGGGGCUGCCAGGAAGCGGCCUGGGGAUGGGCUCCAUCGUGGGAGAGCGCCCUUUCCACACUGUCUGCGCUACUGUUUGAACGUGGGAGAACCGUGUCUUUCACAGGUUAAGCAGGGUCAUUAACACCCUCCCCUAGUCCCUGACACGGGUUUUCCCCGCCUCACUCCUCUGCCCUGUGGGGAAACUGGCGCUCAGGUCUCCCAGCACCUGGCACAGCUGCCUGGUUCAGGUAACAGCCUCCCGGAAGUGGAGCCAGGGAGCUGCCUCUGCUUCUCCCAAGGGGGCUGAUGACGCGAGGGUCAGCUCAGAGCCUUCCACCUCAGCUGUGCGGUGGGGCCCCCCAGGAUCCAGGUCCCUGCAGGGCAGGUGUUGUAACCUGACCCUGAUGAAAGUGUUAAGCCAACAAUUACAAUCUUCCCUGAG